AUGGAUGAAUUUACGGAGACGAAAGAACCAAUUGACAAUGGCGAAAGCCAGGCCAGUUCGCAGACAGAUGAGCUGCCGCCUCUUACGACGACGACCGAGCGCAAGUUGAUGGCCAAGGUUGACUGGCACAUCUUGCCUGCGAUUUGCAUUUUGUACCUCCUCGCGUUCUUGGACAGAGUGAAUAUUUCCAAUGCCGCGAUUCUCGGAUUGAAGGAAGAUUUGGAUAUUGUCAAUGGAACAAAAUACAAUACCGCGCUCACCAUCUUCUUCGUCCCGUAUAUUAUCUUCGAAAUCCCGUCCAACAUUCUCUUAAAGAAGCUCAAGCCUCAUGUCUGGUUGUCGCUUUGCAUGUUCAUGUUCGGUCUGGUCAUGAUCUUCCAGGGUCUGGUCACGAACUGGAGUGGAUUGAUGGCCACUCGGUUCUUCUUGGGUGUCUUCGAGACUGGCAUGUUCCCAGGAUGCUUCUAUCUGAUGGGCAUGUGGUACAAGCGCUCUGAAGCGCAAAAGCGGUUCAGUUUCUUCUUCAGCUCGACUACCUUGGCUGGUGCUUUUGGUGGCUUGCUUGCCAGUGGAAUCGCCAAGAUGGAAGGCAUGCAAGGCUACCGCGGCUGGCGUUGGGUGUUCAUCAUUGAGGGUGUCUUGACUAGCGUCGUCGCCAUCAUCCUGUGGUUCUGCAUUGCGGAUUUCCCAGAGGACGUGAAAUGGUUGAAUGAAGAAGAACGCACAUAUAUGCGCGCAAAGUUGGCCAAGGACGUUGGUAAGGCUGCACACCACGUACCCUUGGGUAAACGCGAAAUUCUGGGUGUCUUCAAGGACUACAAGGUUUUCAUUGGAGGUUUAAUGUACUUUGGAUUGAUUGUCCCGGCGUACAGCUACGCCUACUUUGCCCCAUCGAUUAUCAAGACCUAUGGUUACGAUAACAUCAAGACCCAGCUUUACUCGAUUCCUCCUUGGGCCGUGGCCUUUGGAUUCUCAAUGGUGGUGGCCACCAUAUCAGACAAGAUGCGUCACCGAUUCGCAUUCACUUUAAUCCCAAUGGCCGUGGCCGUUGCUGGCUUCAUCAUGCUUCUCACAAUCCACAACGACACAGCACCGCAGUAUGGCGCCCUGUUCCUACUCACCAGCGGAUGCUACAGCGCCAUGCCCGUCGUGGUAUGUUGGUUCGCCAUGAAUCUCGGUGGUCACCACCGACGCAGCGUGGGAACCGCCUGGCAGGUCGGCUUCGGUAACAUUGGUGGCAUUAUCGCGACUUACGCGUUUGUCCAGAAAAACGGUGUAACCGAUUACCGGACUGGUUAUAUCAUUUGCCUUUCCUUUGUGUGUUUCGCUGCUGUCAUGUGUUUGGUGUACGUCCUCGCAUUGUGGUAUGAGAACCGCAAGCGCGAUAACGCGGCGGUUGACCCUGCGACGAUUCCGGAGGAGGAGGAAGAAUAUCUCGGUGAUAUGGCGCCAACCUACCGGUACCAAUACUAA
Messenger RNA from Penicillium salamii, 1473 nucleotides. Lineage: Eukaryota; Fungi; Ascomycota; Eurotiomycetes; Eurotiales; Aspergillaceae. The record is from the annotation of a GenBank genome assembly.